Messenger RNA from Chelonus insularis, 1386 nucleotides. RefSeq names its product Testis-specific serine/threonine kinase (gene Tssk). Gene Ontology annotation, biological process: intracellular signal transduction; protein phosphorylation. The coding region runs from base 323 to 1213 and encodes 296 amino acids. Gene Ontology annotation, molecular function: ATP binding; protein serine/threonine kinase activity. The transcript has 3 exons. Lineage: Eukaryota; Metazoa; Arthropoda; Insecta; Hymenoptera; Braconidae. The record is from RefSeq and is a predicted model, not a curated record. Gene Ontology annotation, cellular component: cytoplasm.
UUUUCCGCUCGAGGCACCUUAAUUGGUAAUGAUGGACUUGAUUUUCAUUUGUUUUUUUUUCUUCAAGAAAUGUUUGACAUUUCAUAACCUUUCAACUUUUGGUUACGUUUCUUAUUAUAAAUUAUGACACAAACUUUGUUAAACCAAAAUUUUUGUUAUGUUAUACCUAAUUUUCGUUAUAUUGUACGCGGUUUUUUUUGUAAAUACUUUAUCAUAAAAUAUGAAAACAGAAACGGAUAUUUGACACAUUCAAUUCUGCAAAUUUGAUCAAGUUUGUAAUAAAAAUUACAAAAUAAACUUCGUUUGUUAAGAAAAUUCACAUAUGGCUUUGAAAUUAAGUCCACAAAGUUCGGAGAUAAAUGCACUUGCAGAACGAGGAUAUUACAUUGGGAAAAAAAUUGGGCAGGGUUCAUAUGCAACUGUAUACUUUGCUGAAUAUUUCGAUGGAAAUAAUUCAAAAAAAAUGAGGCUUGCAUGUAAAGUUUUCGAUGAAGAAAAAGCUCCACCAGAUUUUAUUAAUAAAUUUUUUCCGCGUGAACUUGAAAUACUUACAAAAAUUGAAAAUCCAUAUAUUAUACAAGUUCAUAGCAUUUUACAACGUGGUCCUCGAGUUUUCAUUUUCAUGCGUUAUGCUGAUAAUGGAGAUCUAUUAGAGUAUACAAAUCGAAAUGGAAUUAUUUCUGAACAACAAUCGAGAGUAUGGUUUCGGCAAAUGGUUUUAGGUCUUUAUUAUCUUCAUGGAAAAAAUAUUGCUCAUCGUGAUCUGAAAUGUGAAAAUAUUCUGCUAUCACGUACAUUUACUGUUAAAUUGGCUGAUUUUGGUUUUGCUCGAUUUUGUGUGGACCGUGACAAUCGAAGAGUACUUAGUACUACGUAUUGUGGUUCUGCAGCUUAUGCUGCCCCGGAAGUAGUAUCCGGCACUCCGUAUAAUCCUAAGCUUGCUGACGUUUGGUCCUUAGGGAUAAUUCUUUACAUAAUGUUAAAUGGAUCAAUGCCAUUUGACGAUAGCAAUAUAAAUAAAUUACUUAAAGAUCAAAUAGCUAAAAAGUGGAGUUUUCGAUCACGAACUCAAAAAACAGUGUCUCCACUUGGAAAAAAUAUGGUAAUUAAAAUAUUAGAACCAGACAUUACUCUGAGGUUAAAUCUUGAUCGAAUUUUGCGACAUGAAUGGAUGUGUACGAAGAAAGAUAAAUCUUUUAUGUUAUCCAGCUAAUUAUAUAUAUAUACACUUUGGAGCAAAUGUUUUAAUCCAUAAAUUAUGCUAAAAUAAAUUAAAUUACAUCCAACCUUCAUUAUCAGCAUAGAAAAAUAGUACUAUUUGCUCAUUGUUUAAGUUAUUCUAUUUCCUUUUAUUUCUUGUAUAUACCAAUUUAUCUCCUAUCUAGA